UUUAGCAGGUAUGGUAAAACCGACAAGCGUUAAAGAUGUUGAUCAGCAUGAAAUUGUACGUCAAAUUGCGGGUUUUUUGAAAAAAAGUGGCAAAGUAAGGGUGCCAGAUUGGUCAGAUGUCGUUAAAUUGGGCCAAAAUAAGGAAUUGGCACCGACUUAUAACGAUUGGUACUACAUCCGAACGGCGAGCAUUGCGCGUCGUUUGUAUAUUCGUUCACCGACUGGUGUUGGUGCACUGAGACGUGUAUAUGGUGGUAAUAAACGACAUGGUGUAUUACCGAAUCAUUUUGUGAAAUCAUCCGGUUCGGUUAUACGUAAAGCUUUGCAGACAUUGGAAGCUAUCAAAUGGGUAGAAAAAGAUCCGGAUGGUAAGGGACGCAUAUUGACUAAACAGGGUCGCAAAGAUCUGGAUCGCAUUGCAUCACAGCUGCGUCAGAAUACAAAGCAUUCAUUCGAACCAUAAAUUUAUGGAUGGUUUUGAUAAAGAGAGGAAAAAAAUUUUUUUUUUGAAAAAUUAAAAUGAUUCUGUUGUUAAAUGUAGAAAAAUAUGUUGAAAAUAUAUUUGUUUGUCAUAAACUGAUGCUUUUUUACGGUUUAGUUUCUUUAACCGCGUUGCUGUUGAUCUAACAUAAAAAAUUACAUGACAAUCUCAGCACUCCAGAAAUAUUUGAUGCUGAAAAUAAAACAUUUUUGAAUUCGAG
Molecule: messenger RNA, 701 nt
Organism: Loa loa (African eye worm)
Lineage: Eukaryota; Metazoa; Nematoda; Chromadorea; Rhabditida; Onchocercidae
Product: 40S ribosomal protein S19S
Exons: 3
Coding region: 11-463 (150 amino acids)
Biological process (GO): translation; ribosomal small subunit assembly
Cellular component (GO): ribosome; cytosolic small ribosomal subunit
Molecular function (GO): structural constituent of ribosome; RNA binding
Source: RefSeq, a predicted model, not a curated record